AGUUUGAAGAUGGAAAGCAGCGCACAAGCUUGCCCAUUAUCUCUCUGUACGCUUAUUUCCUUUCCAAAUCCUCCAAACACGAAGCUCAAGUUCUUCAGACUCAAUGCUUCAACGAAGUCUCAGUCCCAGUCCUUUCGGUUACAUCCCCGGAGCAAACACCGCGCAAGGAGACACUCCAACAAACCAAAGCCAUUCAAAGAGGAAGACGUGUUUCCCUCGUCUUUACCACUCCAUUCCAAAAACCCAUAUGCCAUUUACAAGGAUAUCCAAAGAUUCGCCAAACAGAACAAGCUUAAAGAAGCUCUCGCCAUCUUGGACUACAUGGACCAAGAGGGCAUCCCUGUCAACCCCACCACUUUCUCUGCUCUUUUAGCCGCUUGCGUUCGAACAAAAGCUUUGGAUUAUGGGAAAAUAGUUCAUGUUCAUAUUAGAAUAAACGGGCUUGAGCAUAAUUCGUUUUUGCGGACGAAACUUGUUCACAUGUACACUUCUUGUGGGUCUUUUGAGGAUGCGGAUAAGGUGUUUGAGGAAAGUUCUAGUAGAAGUGUGUAUCCGUGGAAUGCUUUGCUGAGAGGGACUGUAAUCGCGGGGAAAAAGCGUUAUCGUGACGUGCUUGUUAAUUAUAUGAAAAUGCGUGAAUUGGGGAUAGAUUUGAAUGUGUAUUCUUUCUCUUGUGUGAUCAAGAGCUUUGCAGGGGCAUCUGCAUUUACGCAAGGUUUAAAGACUCAUGCAUUGUUGAUCAAGAAUGGUUUUAUUGAUUAUUCCAUUCUGAGGACUACUUUGAUUGAUAUGUACUUUAAAUGUGGAAAAAUUAAGCUUGCGAAACGUGUGUUUGAAGAGAUUGAUGAUAGAGAUAUUGUGAUAUGGGGAGCAACGAUUUCAGGUUUUGCACAUAAUAGGUUGCAAAGAGAAGCUUUAGAUUGUGCUAGGGAGAUGAUAAGUGAAGGGACAUAUCCAAAUUCAGUUGUGUUGACUAUUUUACUUCCUGUGAUUGGAGACGUUUGUGCGAGAAAAUUAGGCCGAGAGGUUCAUGCUUAUGUGCUGAAAAGAAAGAAACUUUUAGAGCAGCCAUUUAUUCAGUCUGGAUUGGUUGAUAUGUAUUGUAAAUGUGGAGAUAUGAAUUCCGGAAGGCGUGCAUUUUAUGCAACGGUUGAUAGGAAUGCUGUAGUGUGGACUGCUUUGAUGUCAGGCUAUAUCUCUAAUGGAAGGCUUGAGCAGGCCUUAAGAUCAAUAGUUUGGAUGCAGCAGGAAGGCUUCAGGCCCGAUGUUGUGACAGUUGCAACUGUUAUUCCUGUUUGUGCCCAGUUGCGAGAUUUGAAGCACGGGAAGGAGAUUCAUGCUUACGCUGUUAAGAGUUGGUUCCUGCCGAAUGUAUCAAUAACUACAUCGUUGAUGAUAAUGUAUUCAAAGUGUGGAGUUUUGGAGUAUUCUUUGAAAAUAUUUGACAGCAUGGAGGGGAGGAAUGUGAUCUCAUGGACUGCAAUGAUUGAUUCAUGCAUAGAAAAUGGGCAUCCAUAUGAGGCGCUUACUGUGUUUAAGUCCAUGCAGUUAUCGAAACACAGACCAGAUUCCGUUGCAAUGUCAAGGAUGUUGAGUGUCUGUGGUCAACUUAAAGCACUAAAGCUUGGGAAGGAGAUCCAUGGACAAGUUUUGAAGAAAGAUUUUGAGUCCAUUCCUUUUGUCGCUGCAGAAAAUAUCAACAUGUAUGGCAUGUGUGGAUUCAUUGACAGUGCAAAGUCAGUGUUUGACGCUGUCCCUGUCAAGGGUGUUAUAACAUGGACUGCUAUUAUAGAAGCUUAUGGAUAUAAUGAACUGUCGCGAGAGGCACUUAGUCUUUUUAACAAAAUGAGAUAUGGUGGUUUCACUCCAAACCAUAUUACUUUCAAAGUUCUUCUAUCAAUCUGCAACCAAGCUGGAUUUGCAGACGAAGCUUGCCAGAUUUUUCAUAUAAUGUCUCGCAAGUAUAACAUUAAGGCAUCAGAAGAACAUUACUCGAUAAUGAUUGAACUUCUUAACCGUUUUGGUCGCAUUGAGGAUGCUCGAAGGUUUAGAGAAAUGAGUUCUUUGAUAUCAUAACUUAGAGGCAAUGGGGACUCCUUAUCUCAUGUUUGAACUUAUAAAGUAGCUCUUGAAGCCUCCUAUCUUUUUAUUGAUCUCCCAUUUAUGUCAAAAUGUAUAGAUUUGUUGUAACUAAAUGUAUUUAACAAUCUUGUCCCCUAA
Molecule: messenger RNA, 2220 nt
Organism: Mangifera indica (mango)
Lineage: Eukaryota; Viridiplantae; Streptophyta; Magnoliopsida; Sapindales; Anacardiaceae
Product: pentatricopeptide repeat-containing protein At1g71460, chloroplastic
Exons: 1
Coding region: 10-2076 (688 amino acids)
Biological process (GO): RNA modification
Molecular function (GO): protein binding; RNA binding
Source: RefSeq, a predicted model, not a curated record